CCUAGCUGUAAGAACAUUUUUCAAUAGUAAAAUGAAAGGAUUUGUCUAUGUUACCACACUCACAUUCUCUAUAAAUUGGAGUUUUAAAUCUUCAUCAUCGAAAGAGAGCUUUUCAUAGUAAAAAAAAAAACAUUAAAUAAGACAAGAACACAAGAGAUGGCUAUCAAUAAUGGAGAGGAACAACAAAACCAACUCAUCGGAGACGCAGAUCUUGCUCACAAGACUCUCCUUCAGAGUGAUGCACUUUAUCAAUAUAUACUUGACACAAGUGUGUUUCCAAGAGAACACCCUUGCUUGAAGGAGCUCCGUGAGAUGACAGAAAAACACCCUCGGAACCAUAUGGCUAUACCCGGUGAUGAAGGACAACUUAUAAGCAUGUUGGUUAAGCUUAUCAAUGCAAAGAACACGUUAGAAAUUGGUGUGUACACUGGUUACUCUCUGCUCUCCACUGCCCUUGCUCUUCCCUCUGAUGGAAAGGUAUUGGCUUUGGAUAAGAGUCGUGAAUACUAUGAAUUGGGAUUGCCCAUGAUUGAAAAAGCUGGAGUGGCUCAUAAGAUUGACUUCAGACAAGGACUUGCUCUCCCUCUUCUUGAUGAACUCCUUCAAGAUGAAAAUAACAAAGGGACGUUUGACUUUGUUUUUGUGGAUGCUGAUAAGAAUAACUACUUAAACUAUCACGUGAGGAUGAUUGAUCUUGUUAAGGUUGGGGGAUUAAUCGGUUACGAUAACACCUUAUGGAGUGGAUCAGUGGCAGCUCCACCUGAUGCACCUAUGAUGGAUUUCAUUAGGAAUUUACGUGGUUAUGUGAUUGAGUUCAAUAAACAUCUAGCUCAAGAUUCAAGAAUUGAGAUUUGUCAGCUAUCUAUAGCUGAUGGGAUUACCCUAUGUCGCCGCAUCAAGUAAUCUCUAGUUGGUGAUGAUUUGUGUGCUUGCAAGAUUUGGAUUUUUAUUUCGAGUUUUUCAAUUUUUAAUUAACAAGCUCGUGGAGUGUGUCAUAAAUAUAAUAGUUAUGAUUUUAAUAUAUAUAACAUUUUACCCUCUUCUUGUGACGAUGUGUGAUAUGACCCGACAAAACAAUCUCUCUAAA
Messenger RNA from Medicago truncatula (barrel medic), 1087 nucleotides. Its product is annotated as caffeoyl-CoA O-methyltransferase. Gene Ontology annotation, molecular function: S-adenosylmethionine-dependent methyltransferase activity; O-methyltransferase activity. Bases 157 to 903 code for a protein of 248 amino acids. The record is from RefSeq and is a predicted model, not a curated record. The transcript is spliced from 5 exons. NCBI's taxonomy places the organism in Eukaryota, Viridiplantae, Streptophyta, Magnoliopsida, Fabales, Fabaceae.